Molecule: messenger RNA, 3123 nt
Organism: Mauremys mutica (yellowpond turtle)
Lineage: Eukaryota; Metazoa; Chordata; Testudines; Geoemydidae
Gene: ISG20L2
Product: interferon stimulated exonuclease gene 20 like 2
Exons: 5
Coding region: 319-1398 (359 amino acids)
Cellular component (GO): nucleus
Molecular function (GO): nucleic acid binding; 3'-5'-RNA exonuclease activity
Source: RefSeq, a predicted model, not a curated record
UGACCACGCCCCAACACACACACCCACCUCUGCCGCGCUCGGGCCUGACGCAUGCGCACGACUCUCCGCGGCCCAUGCUCCUUCCUGACUUUCGUUGUGCGUCCCCUCCCCGUGUGCCCCAACGGCGGGGCAGUUUUCACUUCCGCUUCCGGCUGCAGCUGCCUGGCUUGGUCUGACUGGCCCAAGGAGCGAGGGUGAGGGCGUGAGCCUCUGUCGAGCCGUGUGUAUGGGGCUGGCUGCUUGAGGGCUGAAAGAGACCGGGGGCCCUUCUCCAUCUUCCCUCCUCCUCAUGUUUGCUGCCUUCCUCCAGAACCCACCAUGUCGGAUUUGAUCAUCAACCUGGACUUGGGCCUCCAGCAGGCUCCCAAGAGGGGAACCGACAGCAACCAGAAACACCAGCGCUUUGUGAAACGGCGCCGUUUCCUGGAGAGGAGGGGUUUUCUGAAGCAGAAGCAGCUGCCGCCACCCCAGCAUCACCCCCCCAAAGGCCAGGUCUCCCAUCAGGACUCCCGCUCCUGGGCGAGGACCAAGAAGAAGUGGCUCGCCGAGGAUCAGAACUCUUUCCAGACAGAUGGGCUUUCCCAUCAGCCAAAACCCUUCCCCAAGGCAAAUAACCAUUGUCGCUUUGACCAGCCCAGCGCCACCACGGACUCUGGCUCCCCUCUGCCUUGUUUUCCAUCAGGAGCGAAGAAGGUGACGUGCAGAUCAGCAAAGGCCAGUGGGACCCCUGGGAACCACAGCGCCCAGCCCCUCGCUGGCGUGCAGAAAGCCAGCCUGCUGAGCGAGUAUGACAGCGGCCUGCCCCCAGUGCCCCGGCCGGGCAAGCCCAGCAAAGUGGUGGCCAUCGACUGCGAGAUGGUGGGCACGGGCCCUGGCGGCCGGAUCAGCGACCUGGCCAGGUGCAGCAUCGUGAGUUACCAUGGCGACGUGGUGUAUGACAAGUACGUCCGGCCCGUCGACCCCAUCACUGACUACCGCACCCGGUGGAGCGGCAUCAGAAAACAUCACAUGAAGAACGCCACCCCGUUCAAAACGGCCCAGAAAGAGAUCCUGAAGCUCCUAGCGGGGAAGAUCGUGGUCGGCCACGCCAUCCACAACGACUUCAAGGCGCUGAAGUAUUUCCACCCGAAAUCAGUGACCAGGGACACGUCAAAAAUCCCGCUGCUGAACCGCAAGGCCGGCUUCCCGGAGAACGAGUUGGCCUCGCUGAAACGCCUCACCAAACAGCUGCUGCACAAAGACAUCCAGGUCGGCAAAAAUGGCCACUCCUCAGUGGAAGACGCCAAAGCCACCAUGGAGCUGUACCGGGUGAUCGAAGCUGAGUGGGAGAGGCAGCUGGCGCUGAACCCCGAGCAGGAGGGGCACGGGCCAGGCAGUGAGUUCGAACCAGACCUUUAGGGGAGAAGAUCUCGGGGUCUGAAAGCGACGCUGGUAAAUAAACGUCUCCAAAGGUCCUUUCCUGGGAAGGUUUCUGUGGCAUCCCAGUGGUGUUUGGUGGCUUCCCCCCCAACACCCCUCCAUAGCUUUAUUUUGGAUCAGAAGUAAGGGAGUCUCAGAGUUCCCCCACCCUGGGGGGCAGGGGGGAUGGGUUGGCCCAGCUGUUUGCGAGCCUCGGUGCCUCUAAGGGGUCUGAUGAACAGCCCUGCAGAGCCCCAGCUGGUCGGUCAGUGGCGCUCCACUGGCACUGCACUGAUUUAUCCCAGAGAAUCCGGUCCCAAAUCCUAGACCCUGGGCAUCGGGGCCUGUGCCACCUGCCGUUGCCAGGGGAUUCUGAGAGUCAGUCCUCCGUGGCCCCCCGCUGAGGCUGGCGGUUAUGCUGGAGACGGCGGUGGCUUGUUAAUGCGGGCAGCGGGUGAGACCCACCAAACUCAUCUCACGCAGGGAGAAGGACUCUGCCGAGACGCCCAGCCUGGGCUAGGGUCAGGGCAGCAUCCAGCAGUGAGGCUCUGUACCCGUCUUCGGUCCCGCAGCGUGGGGCCACUGAAAAUCUCCAUUAGAGGUCACGGCCGCAGCUGACUCAUCUCUUUUCCCCCCCCUUUUCUUCUGCGAGGGCCGUGCCUCAGUCUGGGGGAGCCCCUCUGGGUUGACGAUUCAUCUCCCAGCACCAGGCAUGCGGGUGGCAACCCGGAGCCGCUGCCCUCGCUCCCUUGAGUCCUGAUCUUCUGACUCUAGCCAGGAGGCGCUCUGCUACGAUUCCCUCAGGCUCUGGGGCAGGGCUUGGCUGAGCGUGGAGCAUGGGCAGGAAUGUCACUGCGGGUUUUGGGACAAGACCCAGGGGGUGGCCCCGAGUUCGAGACAGCAACGGGUGGGAUCUUUGAGGUGGAGCAGCGUCCGAUCCGCAGUGCCUGGGGGCAGGCCACCAGACAGAGAGGGGCUUCUGGGUCUGUUCCAACAGGCAGGACGCGGGUAGCAGACACACAGUCUGGAUGAGCUUAAGGAAAUCAGCGGAGAUACCCGCUCCCCGAAACAACCCCCCAGGCUCCAUGGGCGAACUGUGCCAAACAGGGAACUUUUGCUAUAAGGGACGAAGGGAGGAACUUCUUCAGAGACAAGUCUGUAGGAGAGGAAGCAUGGUCUAGCGGUUACAGCAGACGGCCAGGGGGUUGGGAGGGUGAGGUUCUAAUCGCUGGGGUCAUCCUGGGUCCGAUUCGGCUCUCAUUUACAUGGGCGUAAGUCCCUUUGACUUCAGUGGAGCUACUCCUGAUUUACGUUGACGUGACCAAGAAGCAACUCGGGCCCAACGGGUGACCUCGUGCAAGUCACACUGCUGCUCUGUGCCUCAGUUUCCCCACCUGUGAGAUGGGGAGGACGAUCCUGACCUCGGCGCGGUGCUGUGAGUAGAGCUGGCAAACGGGUUCCAAACCCACCACUCUUCAUGAAUUUGACACACAAUUUCGGCCGGUCACCAGAUGGCCCGAGGUGGCGGCGGGAGUGGUGUUGCCCCGUACGAAGGGCACUCACCCGAGAGGUGGGGGAGACAGGCUCAGAUUCCCACUUCUGAAACCGGCCUGAAAUGGCCUUUUUGCCACCGAACCCCAAAAGUGAAUUAUUAUGAGUUGGGUUGUUUGAAAAUGAAAUGUGUCACUUUCGAAAUCACUCGUCAAAAAAUAAAUCCUAAAAGAU